Molecule: messenger RNA, 5215 nt
Organism: Patella vulgata (common limpet)
Lineage: Eukaryota; Metazoa; Mollusca; Gastropoda; Patellidae
Product: B-cell lymphoma 6 protein homolog
Exons: 9
Coding region: 19-2064 (681 amino acids)
Biological process (GO): regulation of transcription by RNA polymerase II
Molecular function (GO): RNA polymerase II cis-regulatory region sequence-specific DNA binding; DNA-binding transcription factor activity
Source: RefSeq, a predicted model, not a curated record
UCGCCCAAGAAGACGAAAAUGGCGACUCAAAGACAAAAGGAAAAGACAUCAAAAAAGAAUUUAAGAGAGCGUACAAAAAACGGAAAUACUGUGCGUAAAGAUACAAAAGGCAGUCUUCAGAGAAAACAUGAUCCAUACGAAAGUGAUAAUGACAGUCAAAGUCCAUACAUGUCCCUUGAUGUACUUGCUCAGGUGGCCACAGCUACAUUGGAAAAAGAACCCCGGUUUGAAAGUAAGAUGCCCAAAAAGCUGACCAAACGGAGUAUUCAAUCUUUGGAAGUUUUAAAUCUAGACCAGAUACAGGCUUUAUCUGAUAAAGCUGUAAUUAGUUUAUUUGCUGACAUUAGCUCAAAUGAAAUGACAAAAAACUUCACUUUCAAAUGUUAUUUGAUGCCUGAGAAGUGCAAAGAGACAUACACAAGUUUUGGAAAUGAAAGUCGUGCCAGAGCCAAGAUGAGGGACCAUCUGUUAAGUCAUAUUGCCAGAUUAAUAGAUGAGGCAAAUGAUCCAGAUAGACUUGAACCAUUUUUCUUCACAGCUGUGCCAGUUAAUGUUCGUAAGAAAAGAAUUGCAGAAGCCAACAAGAAGUCAAGAUCUAAUCAACAGUCUACAAGUUCAUCAGGCAGUCCGACAAAUAAGAAAAAAAUAAAGAAAGGAAUUAAAUUCACAUGUCUCAAGUCUAGUAAAAAGAAAAUCAGCCAAAGUAGUCAAGAAGAUGACUCAGAUUCAGUUAUUGUGGCUGUUAAAUUCGUUAGUAACAAUGUAGAUGAUGUAAAGGAAAAUGCUAUGCACAUUACAAAAUCUAGGACCAUUCAAACAAUUACACCAAACAAAGCAAACUCCCCAAAACUACUUGCAAACAAAUCCUCUAAUUUGGCAACUGCAGACACAGAAAAAAGCAAUACAAAUUAUACAUCAAAAAAUAAACCAGUUGCUGAAUCCAGUGACUAUUCAACAGGGGAUCGUGAAAGACGUAUUGAGGAAAAUGAACAAUUCAUUAUUGACUUGCUAAACAGAACACAACCCCAUCAUGAUCAUUGUUAUACUACUAUUUUUGGAAAAAAACGUGGAAUUGAAACAAUAUCUUUGAAUACAGCUGAUGAGGAAGAUGGUAACAGUAAAAAGGAAGUGACUAAUAAUGAAAUAACCACAUACUCACGAAGUGGUAAACUUGAGCCUAUAUUAAGCUUACCAGCAGUGCGCAGUACUAUAGAUAUGCCAAUGGUUUGUGGAGAAGAAGUAGUUGGCAAUUCUCUUUCAGAUGAUGAAGAUAAACAUGAUGGUCUAAAACCCUAUCCACCUAUGCCUAAGUCUAAUCCAGCAAAGAAAGGAAGAAUCUCGGUGCCGGAGGAAAAUAUUUCAUAUAGUGAUGGAGAUGACGAGUCAAGUAGCCCACGAAAGAAAAGAAAAUUACAGACAACAGUAGAUAGCACCAACAUAGGUGAUAAAGAUGCAACAGUGUGGGAAACUAAGAUGGCUUUAAAAUGCAUCCGUGAAUUGAAAGCUCGAAAAAAGGAUGAUCGUGUUCCAUUGGUUUGUAAAAUAUGCAAAGACAAAACAUUUACCGCAAGUGCUACUCUAAUGUAUCACUAUCGAAGUCAUGCAGGGAUUAAACCAUUUAUUUGUUUAAUAUGUAAUACAACAUUUACACGUCAGCACAGCCUAAACUAUCACAUGUUAAUACAUAAUAACCAGAGUCGGUUUACAUGUAAGGACUGUGGCAGAAAAUUCCGUCAUCCUAGCCAUUUUAAGGAACAUUUACGGCGGCAUACAGGAGAAACGCCUUUUGAGUGCACUGACUGUCCAUUGAAAUUUAAAACAAGAAAUACCUAUAAAAGACAUCUAAAAACAAGACAUGGUAAAUUAUUAACAGCAGGAGGCAUUUAUCUUUUAAGUAAGGAAGAGUUCAUGAAAGUGCGAACUAAACCAUAUAAAAAAGUUCCAGGUUCUGGGAAUAAAGAUGGAGAUUCAGAAUCUGGAUCAGUGUCGGGAUCUGACGGGGAAGCAGGAGUAUCAGAGGAAGAAAAUGAAAUGAUUGUUAGUCUACCAAUGGCAUUUAACUAGAAAAGUGUUCAUUGUUAUGUUCCACAAAAUCCAUACUAUUAUGCGCCCACAUUUUCUGGAUUCCUUUCGAUAUUUGCAUGUAUCGGACCAUAACUUCAUGGUCUAUGGCUCUGAUUGUUUAGAAAAUCAUGUUUUUAGCUUGUGGAAACUCUAGGGGUCAUAAUUUUGAUAAAACUUGAAAUGUAUAUUUAUAACCCAAAGAUCUUGGUUCCUUUAGAUAUUUGUGCAUAUCGGAUUGUAACUUCAUGAAUUAUGGCUCCUGAUUGUACGAAAUAUCGUGUUUUUAGUUUGUGGUUCCUCUACAGGUCACAAUUAUUAUCCGAUUUAAAAAAAAACAUUCCAAUAUAUCACCGUUACACCAUAAUGUUGGUUGAGUUCGAAUUUCGAAGUCAUAAUUUUGAUCCGAUUUUGAUGAAACUUGAAAUACAUGUUUAUAACCAAAAGAUCUUGAUUUCUUUCGAUAUUCGCACAUAUCGGAAUGUAACUUUCUGCAUUAUGGCCCUUGAUUGUACGAAAGAUUUCACUUUUAGCUUGCCAUAAUGUUGGUUGAGUUCAAAUUUCAAAUUCAUAAUUUUGAUUCGAUUUUGAUGAAACUUCAAAUACAUGUUUAUAACCAAAAGAUCUUGAUUCCUUUCGAUAUCACAAGGUCACAAUUUUUAUCCGAUUUAAAAAAAAAACGUUUGAAUAUAUCACUGUUACACCCUAAUGACGGUCAAUUUCGAAAGUGCCGGACAAAAUGGCAGCCCCACAUAUGCAGAUUGUGUUAAUAUAUGCUAUAUCAAGGUUGUGGACCUUGUAGAGGCCACAAUUUUUAUCUGAUAUAGAUGAAACUUGAAAUGUAUGUUUAUAACCCAAAGAUCUCAGUUCCUUUCGAUAUUCGGGCGUAUUGAACCGCAACUUCCUGGAUUAUGGCCUGUAAUUGUACAUUUUUAGCUUGUGGUCCCCCUAGAGGUCACAAUUUUUAUCCAAUUUAAAAAAACCCAAAAAACAUUCAAAUAUACCACCGUUACACUCUAGUUCGAAUUUGGUGAAAAUCGGACCACAACAACUGCCGGACAAAAUGGCAGCUCUAUGUUUGCAAGUAGCGUUAAAAUAUGUAAAAUCAAGGUUGUGGACCCUCUAGAGGUCACAAUUUUGAUUUGAUUUUGAUGAAACUUAAAACAUGUGUUCAUGUCCUAAAGAUCUCGCUUCCUUUCAAUAUUCGCGCAUAUUGGACCCUAAGUUCCUGGAUUAUGGCCCCUGAUUCUAUGCUAGAGGUCACAAUUUUUGUCUGAUUUUGAUAAAACUUGAAAUAUAUGUUUAUAUCCCAAAGAUCUUGGCUCCUUUCAAUAUUCACUCAUAUCGGAUUGUACAAAAAAUCGCAGUUUUAGCGCGUGGAACCUCUAGAGCCCAUUAUUUUUAUCCGAUUUUAAAAACAGUUCAAAUAUAUCACAGUUAUACAAUAAUAACAUUCAAGUUUGAAUUACCGGACAAAAUGGCAUGCUCCACGUACGCAAAUAGUGUAAAAGUGGGUUCGUCCGUCUGUCCGCCUGUCUGUCCGUCACACUUUUUGGGACACAAUAACUCUUUCUAAUUGAGCUAGAAUGUUCAAACUUGGUGUAAUUGUUUAUUAGGUCAUUGCCUUGAUGGAGUUCGAAGAUGAGCAUUUUCUGCUUAGGGUAAGCAGAGAUAAGCAAUUUGAUUGGUUGAUGCUUUGGGACACGAUAACUUAAGUUCUAAUUAAGUGAGAGCGAUAAAACUUGGUGUAUAGUUUCAUUACAUCAAUACCUUGACUAAGUUUAAGUUCGAUAAUGAGCAUUUUCUGCUCAGGGUAAGCAGCAAUUUGAUUGGCCGAGACUUUGGAACACAAUAACUCUCAUUCUAAUUGAGCUAGAAUGUUCACACUUGACGUAGGUGUCUAUUAGGUAAAUGCCUUGAUGGAGUUUGAUGUUGAACAUUGUCUGCUUACGGUAAGCAGAUAUAAGCAAUCUGAUUGGUUGAUGCUUUGGGGCACGAUAACUUUAGUUAUAAUGAAGUGAGAGCUAUAAAACUCGAAAUAUAGAUUCAUUAUAUCAUUACCUUGACUAAGUUCGAUAGUGAGAAUUUUCUGCUUAGGCUAAGGACCGAUAAGCAAUUUGAUUGGUCAAGACUUUGGAACAUAACAACUCUGCUUUUAAUUGAGGUAGAAUGGUUAAACUUGAUAUUCAUUAGGUGAAUGUCUUGACUGAGUUCAAUCAUUAACAUUUCGAACUCUGAAGCUGAGCAGAGCUAAUCAAUUUCAUUGGUCGAUGCUUUGGGACAAGAUAAUCUCUAUCCGAUAGAGAGUGAUGAAACUUAGUUGACAGUUUGAUUGCUCGAUACUUUUGAAAAAAAUAAAUGUGCGAUUAAUUAAUGUGUCAUCUAUUUAUUUUGAGAUUUCGGCGGGGGACAUCAGCCUCACUGUUGGCUUGUUUAGCUUGUUUUCUGUCCAUCUCCAAUCUAGUUAAAACACAGAUCCUAUUUCGUUUUGUUUUUUAUAGUUCAAAAUUUCGUUUUACUUGUCUUUAGUACUUUAGGAUCUUGAAGAGUUAUGCUUGAUGUGAGGGAUUAGCCAAUGAAACGGUCUUUUGCGACAAAUUCUUGGAGUGAUGUGCACAGACCUGUGGGUAUCGCAGUAGAAACAUCAACGCUGAUUGGUUAAUCAAAAGUCUGAUGUCAUAGGGUCAAAAGCCGCUUGUAUGACCCUUGACAUGACCUCCCACUACAAUUGGUCAGAUCUCCAUGCAGUAGAGGCCAUCGAAAGUAUAAAAAACGAAACGAAAUAUAGAUCUGUAUUUUGAUCAGUUUGUUCCAUCUCUUACAAAAUAUGGGCGUAUCUUGCAUGGCAACCUCUGAUCUACUUCGGCCAUACAAAGAUAGCUAUUUAAUUUGUUGCAACAUUGAAAAGAAUAGCUCUGCUUCUAAAUAAUUGAGGUAGAAUGUUUGAGACAUGGUGUAGAUGUUCAUUAGUUGAAUGAUGAUUUGUUGAUGCUCUGGAAAACAAUUACACUGAUUCAAAUUGAGUGAGAGUGACGAAUCUUGGUGUAGGGUCAUUACAGUUUGAUAAUGAACAUUUUCUGGAUAGGUUAAGCAGAGUGAUAAAUAAUUUAAUUGCUUCAUGGUUUAUGAAAAAAUUAAUGUGCAAGUAAUUAAA